Molecule: messenger RNA, 2490 nt
Organism: Gossypium raimondii (Peruvian cotton)
Lineage: Eukaryota; Viridiplantae; Streptophyta; Magnoliopsida; Malvales; Malvaceae
Product: extensin
Exons: 1
Coding region: 69-2309 (746 amino acids)
Source: RefSeq, a predicted model, not a curated record
GGCUAUUUAUACAGUGAGUUCGCCGCUCUUUCACUGUACCAAAAACAGUCAUUCAUAUAUGCUUUAAAAUGAAGUUGUUUGCUUUGCUUCCACAAAUUACAUUGGUGGUGCUGCUAGUGAUCGCAGAUCAAAGCAUUGCCCUUUCGUUUGCUUCUUUAACCAAUGUAUAUGGGAGGCAAAAUGGUGAUGUUAAAGCUGGCUUUUCAAAGCAUUCCACUGCUCUUCAAUCUGUAUUCAUGAAAGAUGGAAUGGAGUAUGGUCGAUCACCACCUUUAUACGUGUAUCCUCCUUCCUCUUUACCUCCUCAAAGUCCUCCAACGAUACGAUAUCCACCACCAUCUCAAGACUACCCACCUCCUAUUUAUCGACUUCCUCCUCCUAUACAACUCUCACCACCUAUUGAAAGUCAUCCACCACCAACGCAAUACUCGCCACCCGCUCAAGGUCGCACACCACCUACACAAGCUCAUUCACCACCAACGCAAUACCCGCCACCCACUCAAACUCAUCCACCACCUACUCAAGGUUGCACACCACCUACUCAAGCUCAUCCACCACCAACACAAUUCACACCACCCACUCAAGCUCAUCCUCCACCAAGACAAUACCCACCACCUACUCAAGCUCAUCCACCACCAAGGCAAUACUCACCACCCACUCAAACACAUCCACCACCAAUGCAAUACUCACCGCCAACUCAAACUCCACCAAGGCGAUACCUGCCACCCACUCAAGCUCAUCCUCCACCAAAGCAAUACUCGCCACCCACUCAAGGCCAUCCACCACCCACACAAACUCAUCCUCCACCAAUGCAAUACCCACCACCCACUCAAACACAUCCACCACCUACACAAGCUCAUUCACCACCAACGCAAUACCCGCCACCCACUCGAACUCAUCCACCACCUACUCAAGGUUGCACACCACCUACUCAAGCUCAUCCUCCACCUAGACAAUACCCACCACCCACUCAAGCUCAUCCACCACCAAGGCAAUACUCGCCACCCACUCAAACACAUCCACCGCCCACACAGACUCAUCCUCCACCAAGGCAAUACCCACCACCCACUCAAACACAUCCACCACCAAUGCAAUACUCACCGCCAACUCAAACUCCACCUAGGCAAUACCCGCCACCCACUCAAGCUCAUCCUCCACCAAGGCAAUACUCGCCACCCCCUCAAGGCCAUCCACCACCAACUCAAACUCCUCCACAAAGGCAAUACCCGCCACCCACUCAAGCUCAUUCACCACCAACACAAUACUCGCCACCUACUCAAGGCCAUCCGCCACCCAUUCAAGUUCAUCCUCCACCAAGGCAGUACUCGCCACCCAUUCAAGGCCAUCCACCACCAAUACAAUACCCACCACCCACUCAAAUACAUCCACCGCCAACUCAAACUCCUCCACAAAGGCAAUACCCGCCACCCACUCAAGCUCAUUCACCACCAACACAAUACUCGCCACCUACUCAAGGCCAUCCGCCACCCAUUCAAGUUCAUCCUCCACCAAGGCAGUACUCGCCACCCAUUCAAGGCCAUCCACCACCAAUACAAUACCCACCACCCACUCAAAUACAUCCACCGCCAACUCAAACUCCUCCACAAAGGCAAUACCCGCCACCCACUCAAGCUCAUUCACCACCAACACAAUACUCGCCACCCACUCAAGCUCAUCCUCCACCAAGGCAAUACCCACCACCCAUUCAAGCUCAUCCACCACCAAGGCAAUACUCGCCACCCACUCAAGGCCAUCCACCACCUACACUAACUCACCCUCCACCAAGGCAAUGCCCACCACCCACUCAAACACAUCCACCACCAACUCAAACUCCUCCACCAAGGCAAUACCCGCCACCCACUCAAGCACAUCCACCACCAAGGCUAUACCCACCACCUAUUCAAGCUCAUCCACCACCCACUCAAACACAUCCACCGCCAACGCAAUACCCGCCACCCACACAAGCUCAUCCGCCACCCACUCAAACCCAUCCACCAUCAAGGCAAUACUCACCACCCAUUCAAACACAUCCACCACCAAUGCAAUACACGCCACCCACUAAAGGUUGUGAACCACCUACUCAAGCUCAUCCUCCACCGAGGCAAUACUCACCUCCAACUCAAACUCAUCCACCACCAACCCAAUACUCGCCGCCCACUCAAAGUCAUCCACCACCAAUGCAGUACUCACCACCUACUCAAAUUCAUCCGCAGCCUCCUCAAUCUCCCCCUAGCUAUGGACCACCUUAUCAAUAUCCUCCACCUUCAGGUGGCUAUUCUCCUCCAUACUUUGCCGUCUCCGUACCAUAAAGUAUCAUCUCUAACGAAACGUCCCAAUGCUGAACCUCGGGAUGCUUCAAACAAGCCCUAAAGUUUGGAAGUUGAGACUAUAUAUAAUGAAUAAAAGUAAUCACCUUGCUGCUUGUUUUUGUAAGUUUUAACUAUUGUAUAAUCGUAUAUAUUUAAUAUUAAUAAUACAUGUUUUGUAUCA